Messenger RNA from Cinara cedri, 474 nucleotides. The record is from the annotation of a GenBank genome assembly. Lineage: Eukaryota; Metazoa; Arthropoda; Insecta; Hemiptera; Aphididae.
AUGUCUUCCGCUAUUUUAGAUAUUCAAUGUGUAUUACGUUCGGAUAAUAAAUAUCAAAUAAAAGAAAUGUCAAUUGUCGACACAGAUACAUGGGCAACUCAACAUUGGAUAUUCAAACAUACGGCGACAGCUCAAGAUGAAAAAAGUCGCAGAACUAAUAAAUGGCUUGAACAUAAUUAUCAUCAAAUGUAUUUAGAAUUUGGCGAUAUUCCUUAUGAUGAAAUCAGUCGGAUUUUAAAUUCGUUAAAGUUCGAUCACAUUUACAUUAAAGGAGAACAAAAACGACAAUUAAUCCAAGAUUUUAUUCCACAAGUCUUCGUCUCUAAUAUGGAAGAUAUGGACUGUCCGCGACUAGACCAAUUAUGUGACGACGACAAUUUACCGUGUUGUAUUUUUCACAUGAACCUAAAUCCUAAAUAUUGUACAUUCUAUAAAGUUUAUGCAUUAAGAAAAUGGUUUGUUAAUAACUCUUAA